AUGCGGCUCCUCCCCGGCGUCCCCGCAUCAGCGUCUGCUGCGUCCUCCCGCCUCAGGCUCCCGCGCAUCCCCUUCGCCCGCUCGAGUUCCGGAAGCAUGGCGGCGAGCGCCGCCGCCUCGGCAUCAUCCUCUUCGUCGUCGGCCAAGGCCGGCGACGGCGGCGCGGCCCAGAAGCCGUGGCUGUUCGUCGGGCUCGGGAACCCCGGAAGGAUGUACAGGGGGACUCGCCACAACGUUGGGUUUGAACUGAUUGAUGCCAUUGCAGAAGCUGAGGGGAUAUCUAUCACCAGUAAGCACUUCAAAGCAAUGGUUGGAAAAGGCCUUAUUGGUGAUGUCCCUGUAAUGCUUGCCAAACCACAGACUUUUAUGAAUGCAAGUGGUGAGUCUGUUGGCCAGCUGGUUUCAUAUUUCAAGAUUCCACUUAAUCAAGUUGUUGUGAUCUACGACGAUCUUGAUUUACCCUUUGCGAAAUUACGUCUACUGCCAAAGGGGGGACAUGGUGGGCAUAAUGGGAUGAGAAGCGUUAUCCAUCAUUUUAAAGAAAGCCGUGAUUUUCCACGCCUAAGGAUUGGCAUCGGACGACCAACAGGAAUGAUGGAAGUCAUUGGUUUUGUUCUACGUUCGUUCACGGAGGAAGAACAAAAGGAGCUUGAUUCCACCUUCCUCAGGUGCUUGCAAGCAGUGCGGAUAAUGUUGCUCGAAGGAUUCAACAAGAGUGCGAUCUUUGUAAACACUCCAUGUCCACAGCCACCAGAAACGUUGGAUAGACAAAAACAAUCUGAUAUAGACAGCGCAGAGACUCAAGCUGAAGUGUAAAUUAGUUUGUUCGGGUUAGAGAAUUAGUCGGGUAGCUGCACAUAGCACAACGGACAGUUGUCCCCGAGUAUACAUACAUGUAGUAUCCCAAACCGAAAAUUUAUCUUUUUUUACGCCUUUGAUUGACGGCAUAACAGGAAUAUUAUGAAAUUGCAGGCUGUAUCAUUAUUCCCUAGAGGAGAUUAUCUAUUUGUUCAAUGAAGCCUGUGUUUCUUCUU
Molecule: messenger RNA, 1034 nt
Organism: Lolium rigidum
Lineage: Eukaryota; Viridiplantae; Streptophyta; Magnoliopsida; Poales; Poaceae
Product: peptidyl-tRNA hydrolase, mitochondrial-like
Exons: 8
Coding region: 1-816 (271 amino acids)
Molecular function (GO): peptidyl-tRNA hydrolase activity
Source: RefSeq, a predicted model, not a curated record